Messenger RNA from Zasmidium cellare ATCC 36951, 2613 nucleotides. RefSeq lists its product as uncharacterized. NCBI's taxonomy places the organism in Eukaryota, Fungi, Ascomycota, Dothideomycetes, Mycosphaerellales, Mycosphaerellaceae. Gene Ontology annotation, biological process: translational elongation. The coding region runs from base 1 to 2613 and encodes 870 amino acids. Gene Ontology annotation, molecular function: GTP binding; GTPase activity; translation elongation factor activity. The record is from RefSeq and is a predicted model, not a curated record. The transcript has a single exon.
AUGGCAUCGAUCUUCACAUACGACCCAGAUCCUCCUCGGGUGGCUUCGCCAUGGCUACAGAGCGCAGAUGCCAGCGGUUUGGAUCCGGCAGGCCAAGAGAUCGAUGUUGCUGCGUUAUCGCUAAAAGAAGGCGCACAGAACGGCAAGCGAGUUACAAGACUCCAGGCAGAGCCACAAGAAGGACCUGUUGAAUACAAGUUGCAUUUACUCCUCCGUCCACGCCGGAAGUUCAGGUCCACGAGCACUGGUAGUCACAUAUCCGGCUCCAAACAUUCCAAGUUGUCAAAUAACUCAACAACUCGCAGUGCUUCUGACUUCAGCUUCGACGCUGCGCCGGCUUUGGGCACAUCGACACCUGCUGCACUUCCGCUUCAGACGAGACAACAUCGGCUCGAGCAGCUCACUACGCAACUACUGUGGCGUCUGCAGCAAUCCUCGCCACAUCAUACUUCUUCAGCGACUAAUAUCAUUCUGCCGUCCUUACCAGAAGCUCUUCCUGAACUACAGGCUCCACAGCAACCAGCCAAGCUUCUGCAUGGAUUGGAAGAAAGCCAGGGCGCAUUGUAUGAGAUUGGCGUUUCUGAUGACGGUACUCUUGCUGGGCUGGCAGAGGAUGAGAUGGCGGAGAGUUUGAACAACCUACGUGCUAUGGCGGCGUGCUUGGGAUGUACUGUCGAGGUGCUCAGAAGGGAAACUGUUGGUGAAUGCGAGUGGUUGGAAGACUCUGUUGUGGCCCGAAAAGAGCGCAAGAUCCGUCGAUCGGGCAAAUUGGUCGUUACUGAGGCUCUCAUCAAGCCGUACCUUCAAGUAGGAAGCCCGCAAUUGCAUGGGACAGAUGCAGGAAACGGCAAUACGUUGACCGCACUGCCAAGUGCUGCGGAACUUGCACCUGCAACAACUGAGCAGCUACGUAUUACAUUGACAGGGCCGACCAUGUCUGGCAAAUCCACUUUACUGGGAACACUGACCACCUCAACGCUUGACAAUGGCAGAGGCAAAAGCCGACUAAGCAUGCUGAGACAUCGGCAUGAGAUCAAUUCAGGAAUCACCAGCUCGGUCACUCAAGAACUGCUAGGUUACCAAGACACGAGCGACGGCGAUGUUGAAGUUGUCAACUACGCCAAUGAGGACAUCGCAUCAUGGAUUGACAUUCACGCAGCAGCAGCAGGGAGUCGCUUGGUGUUCAUCUCAGACUCCGCGGGCCACCCACGUUACAGACGGACUACACUGAGGGGCUUGGUAGGAUGGGCACCUCAUUGGACACUGCUUUGCAUACCUGCGGACGAUAGCGAAGAUUCUCCUGGAAAGACUGGCGGUACUCAUGCAUCUCAGCAGUCGCUCGGGACUGCAGUCCCUGAGAUGGACCUCACGGGCGCACAAUUGGAUCUCUGCCUGCGACUUGGUCUUCCACUUGUCGUGGUCAUUACUAAGCUCGAUCUUGCUUCUCGAAAUGGUCUACGGCAGAGUCUGACCAAAGUUCUAGAUGCUCUUAAAGCAGCGGGCAAGAAGCCAGCCAUCUUGCCGCACAAACCCGGCGGAGUUGCUGAACAAGAGCUGCAAUUGGUUCGCACUGCGUUACUUGAGACGGCGUGCAACACAUCUGUCCCUCUACUCAACAACACUCGCGAAACAGUGCCCAUUGUACUGACCAGCGCUGUUGAGGGAACAGGCAUCAGCAAUCUACACGCCUUACUGCACGAACUUCCGAUUCCAGACACGGAGAACGACGGGCCCGCUCACGAGUCGCUCGCGAUCUUCGACAUGGAAGACGUGUACAGCAAGCCGGCAGAAGUGGCAGGUGUAAUCGUCUCGGGCCAUCUUCGCCUAGGGCAAGUGGCUGUUGGAGACACUGUGGUCAUUGGGCCAUUCUCGUCUCACGAUCACCACGAGGACUCUGAAGACUCGGACGAGCGGCCACUGCGAAAGGCAGCUUCACCCUUGCCCACUUCGCGCUCAUUCCCCGGCGCACUGCGAGGUUCGCAUCUCAAUUCGCCGUUCUUUCAUUUGCCGAACCAAGAAUGGAGGCGCGUGACUGUCACGAGCAUCAGGAAUUUGAGGCUUCCCGUCCAUGCGCUCCAUACUGACCAAGUCGGCACUAUUGCGAUUUCUAUGGAGGAAGACAACAUUAAAACUUCGCUACUUUCUCGUAUCAGGAAAGGCAUGGUAUUGGCUGCGGUCCAGCCUGUCUCGACACGAACGUUCACCGCCAAGUUUAAGCGGGAAGAUCUGGAAUCACUCGCUGUUGGAAACCAUGUGGUGGUCUACAUAUCGAGUGUUCGCGCAUCCGCAAGAGUGGUAUCCGCGAGAGCACCGGAUUCCCCAGAAGCCUCGUACCACGACCGUCGACACUCCGACGGCACCGAUCCGUUCGCAUUUGAUGACCUCGAUAGCAAUCUCGAUGGACAGAGCGUCAAAGUGGCUGGUACAGUCACUGCACCGGAUUUGCUGGUCACCAUGUCCUUCGAUUCGUCAAAAGAGUAUGUCAUGACCGGCGACAAAGUCCUUGUGAUGCCCGGUGGUGGACCAGGGUUGUACGGCGGGACUGAAAGGGGUGAGAAAGGCUUAGCAGGGCUCGAGGGCUUCGUUGGAGAAAUCACAGAGGUACGCCCGUAA